Molecule: messenger RNA, 1854 nt
Organism: Priapulus caudatus
Lineage: Eukaryota; Metazoa; Priapulida; Priapulimorpha; Priapulimorphida; Priapulidae
Exons: 5
Coding region: 874-1851 (325 amino acids)
Source: RefSeq, a predicted model, not a curated record
AGAAAAUAACCACCUGUUUAUAAUGUCCAAAAACAAAAUUUUGUAUAACAAGUAUCUUUCUCUAACAAAAUGGUUUUUUUAAACUUUGCUAUCUGAAAGGAAGAACAUCUACCUGGAGUGGAAGUCCGGUGUGAAAGAUUAUCUGCAGGAGGUGCAGUGGCUAGUGGACGACCUGAGGUCCACAGGGCUGAAUGCUGAAAAGACUACUAUUUAUUGCAGGUACCAGACUAUUUAUUUUUUAAUAACUAAAUAACUUUAAAUGCCAACAACUGUUCAUUUAGUUGUUAGUUACAAUCCCAAUUGUGUUGCUGGUCAAUUAAUCAAGUCACCACAGUAUAUGAAGACCUGCUAUAUCGUUUGGGAAAAGCGGCCAGGCAGAAUAAAUCGCAUUCAUCCGAAAUCCUGAUCAUCUCUAUGUAUCAUGUCCAUCAGUCCUCUCCAUGAACAAUAUGUCCUGCAAAAUUUCACCAAAAAGGAAUCGGCCAUCCGCCUCAUCAUCUAACAGUCUAAUUUUCUGCAGAUCCUGGUUAUUCAUUUUGCUGGGUCAAUGUACAAAUCCAGUCUACUGUUCGGCACCAGGGGAGCGACACUUCCAACAGCAUAUACCUGAUGGCAAACUCAUAUGCUGCUCUGAACAGUUUCAUUUCGGUAAGCAAGGUGAACAAAUAACAACUUUACAUGUUAAAACGCUUAGUUUCCAUAAAUAUUGUUGCAUUAUUCUGUGACAUUGCAGAGCUGUGCUACGUAUUAUAACGCUAUCAGUGUUUUUCAUGCUACAGUCAUUAUGAUGAAGAAGGUACCGUGGCAGCAGGCAAAAUCCCGACGCACUGUUUCCUUCCAAGUGCCGAAGACUACAACAACCUUCGAGACACUAUGGAGACACUUGUGUGUCAGGUCCUUCUGCUGUACUUCCAGACAGCUUCUGAUGACGACAGCAGUUGCCACCUUCACGUCCCACAUCGCUACUCUGCAGAAAUGCGGAAAAAAAGCAGACUUGUGAACAUGGGCGUGAUACCGGAACACCCGUCAACAACAGCCGGUGUUAUCCGAAUCACGGAUGUCCUACAGAAGUAUGUCCCACAAAUGGAGAAUGGCCAGCUCUACACUGUUCCUUGCCAUCGGGACGCAUUGACAAUGGAGCGCAUCAUUGAUGCCAAGAGGGCACGAGCUGCUGGGCACACGAAGCUGGAGAGACUGGAAGGUGUGGAGCCAGUUCCACAAGAAUUCCACAAGCGUGGAAUAAUGCUCCAGGACACCCUCAACUCUCUGUUCGAUGCACGUAGUGCUGUCGAAAGAGGCACACUAUUUAACAUGAAGAAUGUCUUCAACCACAGAAAUCUAAAGAAACACGUCAUGGGAAACUUCAAUCACGUUGAUGAUUUCAUGCACUUCGUGACUGAUGCAAUGAUUUGCUACCUGGCGUUGCAACUGUGCUCCCUGAACUCGUUAGAUGAGCCACUCACGAUGCAUGUAACACAGCUGGCGAAAGCCAUUGUCGCACAGGUUUGGCUGCAGUUGCCAAUGACAGACAUCGCUGAUGUGCUUGAUGCUGAAGUGGGCUCACCUCAACCAAGUCCAUUUGAUGAUGAUGAUGACAGCUUCAUGUACCCAUUCUGCAUAUGCCAAGAAGACAAGGGCACUGAGAUGAUAGAAUGUGACAACUUGCAGUGUGCUGGCAGUUGGUUUCACCUAGAGUGCAUGAAUGUAAGUGAAAGUGGCAUACCAGAGGGAGCCUGGUUUUGCUCUGAGGACUGCAAGUCAUCAAAUAUCAGCUGGUCGCUUUGCAAUGGGUGUGGAAAUGACGAUGCAAAAGACCACAUCUUUGACUACAGUAAAACCGUACUGUGGUGAGAA